UUGAGAUGUCAACCGAACAGGUCGGUGACGGUAACGGUCAAGUGGAAUUAUCGGCUGUGUCUGUCCGGCGGUUUCACAGUUUAGCUUCGUCGACGAAGCACCAAGCAGCCACUCAUACACAGUCAUACUGCCUACUGACCAAACUCGGAGAUGGCGACGCAGCCGAUCACCAUCUCUUCGAUUGUUAUAUUCCUGCUCUUCCUCUCCUCAUCAGAAUCGUUGCCCUUCCGAUCCUCCGCCAAAUCGGUCCCUCGCUUCCCCAGAAACUUCUGGCGCUCAUUCAACAAAGGUCCGUUGACUAGUACGCAGAAUCAAUACCAAUACGAGACUCGGUACUUCGAGCAGCGACUCGAUCACUUCAGCUUCGCCGAUCUCCCGACGUUCUCCCAGCGCUACCUCAUCAACACCGAUCACUGGUCAGGCCCAACUCGCAUGGGUCCGAUCUUUUUCUACUGUGGAAACGAGGGUAACAUCGAGUGGUUCGCCGAAAACACCGGUUUCGUCUGGGAACUGGCCCCCCGCUUUGGCGCCAUGGUCAUCUUCCCUGAGCAUCGGUACUAUGGUGGGUCAAUGCCCUAUGGAAGUGGAGAGGAGGCAUAUAGGAAUGCUACUACUUUAUCGCAUUUGACAGCCGAGCAAGCGAUUGCUGAUUUUGCCGUGUUGCUUACUGACCUGAAGCGGAAUUUGUCCGCUCAGGCUUCCCCUGUAGUGUUAUUUGGUGGUUCAUAUGGUGGAAUGUUGGCAGCAUGGAUGAGACUCAAAUAUCCACAUGUGGCGAUCGGUGCACUUGCUUCUUCAGCACCAAUUUUACAAUUUGAAGAUAUUGUACCUCCGGAAACAUUUUAUGACAUUGUAUCAAAUAGUUUCAGACGUGAAAGUAAUAGCUGCUUCAACACUAUAAAAGAGUCUUGGAAUGUAAUUGUACUUGAGAGUCAGAAAAAUGAUGGCCUUCUGGAACUUACCAAGACUUUCCACUUUUGUCAGAAACUUGGAAGCGCAGAUGACCUUCUUGACUGGUUGGAUUCGGCUUAUAGUUAUUUGGCAAUGGUGAACUAUCCAUAUCCAGCAAACUUUAUGAUGCCUUUACCAGGAAACCCUAUAAAAGAGGUUUGCAGAAAGAUUGACAAUUGUCCUGAGGGAACUAGCAUUCUGGAGCGUAUAUUUGAAGGAGUAAAUGUGUAUUACAAUUACACUGGAGAAGUCGACUGCUUUCAGCUGGAUGAUGACCCACAUGGCUUGGAUGGUUGGAACUGGCAGGCUUGCACUGAGAUGGUUAUGCCAAUGUCUAGCAGUCAACAGACUAGCAUGUUUCCAACUUUUGACUAUAACUACACUUCUUAUGAAGAGGACUGCUGGAAGAUAUUCCGUGUCAAACCAAGGCCUAACUGGAUAACCAUAGAAUUUGGUGGACAUGAUUUUAAGACUGCCUUAAAAAAGUUUGGGAGCAACAUCAUUUUCUCAAAUGGCCUAUUGGAUCCUUGGAGUGGUGGCAGUGUUCUGGAGGAUGUAUCUGAAAGUAUCAUUGCUCUUGUCACAGAAAGAGCAUACUGUAUUUGAGGUGUUGUUCAUCCAACUAUCUUUAUAAAGGUGCUCAUCACCUGGAUUUGCGAGCAGCAACUGCGGAGGAUCCUGACUGGUUACUGGAGCAGAGGGCAUCUGAAAUCAAGCUGAUCGAGGACUGGCUAAGUGACGCCUACCGGAAAAAGAAGGAAUUUUCCGACCUAUAGAGCUUUUUUUUUUUUUAUAUAUUUUUUAAAUGUUUUGUACGAACAUGGCCUUCUGUGAAUGACAGAUUAAUUAAUUUCA
Molecule: messenger RNA, 1806 nt
Organism: Diospyros lotus (date-plum)
Lineage: Eukaryota; Viridiplantae; Streptophyta; Magnoliopsida; Ericales; Ebenaceae
Exons: 11
Coding region: 151-1557 (468 amino acids)
Biological process (GO): proteolysis
Cellular component (GO): vacuole
Molecular function (GO): serine-type exopeptidase activity; dipeptidyl-peptidase activity
Source: RefSeq, a predicted model, not a curated record